AUGUCUGGCAGAUAUCCUCCGCAAGGCGGCUACGACUAUCCGCAAGGUGUUCCUAUAUCGAACAGGAACGGUCAUGCAAGCUAUGCGCAAGAUGCCGUGCAAGACGCCCAGAGACUACACGCAAUGUAUCCGCCGGUAUCUAGCACACCUACUACUCACGUUGCGAGGCAUCUGAGUAGUUUGACGAUCACGGCCAACCCUCCGUCCUAUGUUCAACCCAGCUAUUAUGCCGCUCCUUCAUACGAUCAGGGGUCUCAGUCCUCUGCCAAGUAUUGGACGCCUGGUCCAUCAUCGUCUUCGCAUGGCUAUCAACCUAAUGCCUUCGCCUCGUCAAUAUACCAACACACUGCGCCAGCUUCCUCAUACCCUACGCCGCCACCUUCCUCUAUGUACUCUUCCUCUUCGUCCCUUGCGGGAGCUCUUGGUGAUCCCGCGCCGAACCCAGCCCCCCGGCCGCAUGCGACCCAAGGACCAAUUUACCAACCCCAGCAGUCAUCAGCUUUCUUCGAUGACUUUGUCAAGGAGACGAAACAGAGGAUGGACGCGGGACGGUCAUCCGCCAGUAACGGGAACCGUUCACCGAUUAAGAUCAAUCAGACCCAGCCACUGCCUACCGUGUCGGUACCUAGGACGCCUUCGUCUUCUGCGUCACGAAACCGUGCCUCCCACCUUCAACAUGAAGUUUACGCUCAACCGUCAGGCUCAGCUGGCGUCCACACUCCGCAAAAACGCAAAGCUGAACAACCCUUGGAAUCCCCCUCCAUCAAGCGCAUCUCGUCAUCCACGAGUCUCCCCAGGCCCUCUGCAUAUGUGGAGGUGCCCGUCAAACCCUCGUCUGUCAACGGGGCAUCAUCCAAGCCUCCAUUAACCACCUCGACGUUGAAUACUCCUUCCCGAUAUGGACGCUCUGGAUCGACGCCCAGCAAUGGAGGCGGUCGUAUGCGGGUUGUGGUCGAGCUCCCGCCUUCUAGACAUAAGGGAAAGCACCUGAUGAAACCUUCCUCCAUAUCACAACGCGAUAAUGACGCCCGUAUUCAUGAUGUGGUUGUUACGCCUAUGACAAAGUCUAAGACGGCGGCCAAGACAGGGUCUCCGAUGGUAGUCGACGACGACGGAGAAGAUCUGGGUGGUUAUGACCAAGACGACCAGCUUCCCACUCCUAGCAGGCGCCCUCCCCAUAAUAGGCUCGAAGUUGUCCUCACCACGAGCCGACGCACCGGCGAUCGCGAUGAACGAGCACCCGUAGACAAGCUUACUUCACUCCUUGAGGAUAUCUUCGAAGCUGAGGACUGCCUACCAGCCGACAUCUCGGUCUCGGAUCUACCGUCAGACUGGUUCUCGCCCCUGUCUGCUGAUCCCUCCAAACCUUAUCUUGCCCCGCACAUCGUUCGCAAGUUGACCAAGUACAUCAGCCAAGUAGCCCAUCCAAACAAGCGCGCCAGACUCGCGGAGAACUAUGUCGGGAGCCCCAUCAAGGCAAAAGGCGGGAUAUCGGACGUGGAUUCCACUCUCCUAGCGAGGGUCCUGGGGAUACUCAAGCGCAGUGUGAAGGCUGGAGAGGACCUCGAGCCGCUAGGAGGGCCUAUUGCUUCUGGUUCAAACACCCGUACCGCCGCCGGUGUGAGCCCCACUAAAUCGAGAAAAGGGACGAAGAAGAAACCUGCAUCUAGCAAUAGAGCGAAAUCUGGCUCACCAGAAGGAGACGGUGAAGCCAACGGCGAUGCUUGCAGGACGGAAGGCGCAAGAGAGGACGAAGUUGCUUUGGAGGCAACUGAGGAAGACCUUGACAGGCUUACGAGGGCGUUAGAGGUUGCGAAGGACAGCGUUGCCGCAGCUGAUUGCUGUCUCUCGUUGCUCGGCAGUGGAAGACUGAACAAGCAGCUGUACACGGAGGAUCUCAUCGCCUCCUGCUUCGAAACGGUCAAAACUCAGCUCACGAAACUCGUAUAUCCCUUCGUGGAGGCCUCAUUCGAUACACAAAGCAUCCUUCGUAAUCCCAUCCUUCACCACCUCACGCUGACGUCUUCCGCGCUCUCCAAGUCACACAGGCGGCAACUAGCCGAAGCAUUUCAAGCUGUCGCUGCUGCCCUUCCACGUAUUACCGACCUCGUAUCCCUCGACGCUGUGACGCUCAGCGAGAGCCUGAUUAUUCAAGCGGUUUACAUUGCCAUCGGGCCAUUCUUUGUAGCCGAUGGUGGUGACGGAGAUACGAAGGGGAAGAAGGACAACGUCGUGCUGCAUACUCUAGGAAACAGCGCAAUGCGUGGUUUAAGGCUCGAUGCGCUCUCGCUCAUUCGAAGCAUUUUCGCAAAUCACGGUGAUCAAAGGAAGUGGAUCAUCGAAGAGAUCCUCGGUUCAUUAAUCAAACUCUCGGACACCAAACAGAAGGCUGGGCAAUUCCGUUUGCGCGACGGCAGGUCGAUUCGGACUGUUUCCGCUUUGUUGCUCCAGCUAGUCCAGACGUCGGCACAUGACGUUCGUAUGGAAGCGCGGAGGUUGGGCAAGGCGCGCGUUCAACAGCUCGCGCUUCGACGUCAAGAAAGUAUCAACGGAGCGAGCCGCGGGCCUGUACCAGAAGAUGAGCCUUUCCUGGACCAGCAGGAUCGCCAGGAGAUUCAGCUGUACACUUCCGGACUUGAGUCUGCAAUGACGUCCGCCAAAACGAUCAUCUUAUUCCUGACCCAGAGGUCCGGAAAAGGCAAGACAACGAAGAACACUAACGAAGCCGAAUAUCGCGCUAUUUUCGAUAACCUCAUCAAUGACUUGCUCACGGUGCUCUUCUGGCCCGAAUGGCCCGCUGCAGGCUUGUUACUUAGUGUUGCAUGCAAGUUCAUGGUGACUUCGUUGAGCGACGUGAAGUCGAUCAGUCAAACUGAAAACAACGCGGCAAAGGCGAUCUCGUUAGAUCAUCUAGGCGUUAUUGCUUCUAGGAUCCGUGCCAGCGUAUUAAAACAUCGUUCUGGUGUAAAAACGGAAGAGGAAGAUCAUCAUCCGUUGUCCCCCAUGGACGAGAUCGCCUCCUCACGCAAUUCCAAACUCUUCGCUGAACUCGCAGAUGCCCAUCAGGCUGUUGUCUCCCACCUUUGCAAACGGUCUUCGGAAGACCAGGCAUGUGAGAGUGCCAGAGAGUUGAUUGCAGCCAUAUGGGGUCAGGAAUUAGCCCAAGCUCUCAAACAGUUGGAUAAAGUCAUCGGUGAUGAGAUGGACGACAUUGGACCUCUUACCGACCGGACCAAAGACAUCGCAUUCGGCGCUAAGCUGAAAGCUACCCUACGUGACGUCUGGAAGGACCCAGCGAUGGACGUGUUCGACGUAGGCUCUCAGGAUGAGGUGGCUCGCAUUGAUCGCCUAGCGGAGGAAAUUGGUACUCUGCAGAGUUUGAGGAACUCAUUCAAUCCCGUCUUGAAUGUUAUUCUCGCCGCCUUGGACGCUCCGCCUGUGUUUAUGCGCACCAAAGCGCUGCGGGCUCUAGGCCAGAUUGUUACCAGUGAUCCUUCCGUUCUAUCGAUGGCUAACGUCAGACGCGCAAUUGAGGACCAUUUAUCCGACUCUUCUCCUGCUGUCCGAGAUGCGGCAGUAGAGCUCAUCGGGAAGUAUAUGGUUGACUCUCCCGAGGUUGCCGGGGACUAUUACCAGAAGAUCGCAGACCGCGUGGCUGACGUUGGCUUGGGAGUUCGUAAACGCGUCAUCAAGUUGCUGAAAUCCUUCUACAGUGUGACGGAUCAGCCGAAACGCCAGAUCGAUAUAUGUACCAGACUGGUCCUGCGGAUGUACGACGAAGAUGACUCUGUGAAGGAUCUGGCCACCAGGACACUGGAGGAAUUAUGGUUUACGGAUAGCUCCGAUGUUCUGGCUCCGCAGAAACCGAGGUCCUCCGGGCGGACCGACGACAAGACCAGAGUUUUUGCCAAGACCGCCGUCAUCAUGGGGGUAUCCGCCAACUUCAAGGAUCGUCAGUCGCCAUUGGAGGAAAUGCUACAUAAGAUCAUGGCAGGUAAAACUGGUAGUGAUGCAUCGGCACUUCACGCGCGUUAUACGGAGGUAUGCGAAGCGUUACUGGAUGGCUUAAUCGACUGCCUGCCUGGUUUCAAUGCGACUGAUUGCACGCGAACAAUCUAUCUCUUCACCUCAGCGUAUCCAGCAGUCUUAUCAGGUUCCAAUGCUUCUGCUCUGUUGCCCUAUCUUAAUGACGCGUCAACGCCUGAACGUCAAAUAGCCGCGGAAUACGUCCUCAAGAUAUUCCGCGCGACUGUGCCGCAUUUGCCCAAGACCGCAGUCAAAUUCGGGCAUGACUUGCAGUCUACCCUGCAGAAGAUGGUCAUCAAACCGACUAAGCCUGGCAGUCUACAAGAGAGCGUGGCGUGCCUUUGUUCUGUGGUGGACAGUUUGACGCACGAUCACAAAGCAUUGGUGAUGCUGCUGAAGUCAUGCGAGGGCCGGCUGCAACCAACGCUGAAGGCUCCACCGGGAAAAGGCAUCGAUGGUCGUUCUCUAUCCAUGAUAAUCAUGAUUGUUUCACUCCUCGUCGAACACUGUGAUUUCGAUCGCAUCGGUCAGGACCACCCAGAUUUAUCUCCGCAAUUGGACGCUAUUUCUACGGGUCCAAUCCGAGAACACAUCUAUUACAACCUGCUUAAUCUAUAUAAGAAAAGGGACGAUCCCGCUGUUCGCGGCUGCAUUCUGCAGUGCCUUGGAUUCCUCUUCCGAGCGCAGCCUACGUUCAUGACCGCAAAUGACUCUGCAAGCGUGAUGGAUGAUAUAUUCACGUCGCCAGAUGAAGAAGGUCGAGGUCGUCUACUGAAGAUCAUCCAAGACUUCCUACUCUCCCAGGCUGCAAAGGAUGCCUCUAAGGAGAGGAGCAAUGAUGCUCCCAAGGCUGCAGGUGCGAACGUCGAUAUGGAUCAGCUGGUCGGCAACACGGGCGAGUUUGCGGAGUCUGGGUACGUCCCUAUUGGAGAAGCCUGGGGUGAUAACUCAUCUACCUCUAGUGUGGCCUCUGCCGUUGUUCAGCGUUAUAUGAAUCCCAUUCUCCAAGCGGCGUUUUCGACGAAUGCAUCUAUCCAGGCAUCGGCCGUGGAUAUACUGAGCUUCACGAUCAAGCAAGGACUCACCCAUCCUUUAACGUCAUUCCCUGUUAUUGUUGCUCUGGAGACUAGUGCCAACGCGGCGUUAUGCGCAAGAGCAAACGCUCUACACUCAAUCAUGAACACCAAGCAUGCGUCAAUCAUCAACACGCGCUUCGUUGCCACUGCCAAAGAAUCGUAUGCUUUCCAGAAGCGUAUUGCCAACGGUCCCAUACAAGGUUACCGUAUGCAACCCGGCCCAACCGCUUUACUACAAUCCUGGUAUUCUCAUGUUCGGGAGAAGAGAGCGACAAGACAGGAAUUUCUGAAGGCUAUGGUGAAGGUCUUCGAAGUAAACUCCAGCUUCGCGACCACGCAGGAUGAUGUUGAAUUCACACGUUACAUGACGGAGAACUUCUCGGCUUUCGACUACAAAACCCAAGAAGAAGUCCUUACCAUUAUCAAGUCCCUCACCUCCAUAUUAUCGACGGCAGGCAUGCAGCUGCUGGAAGUUCUGUCGCCUUCGCACCUAUUGGCUCAGCUUCACAGCGCGCCACGCGUAUCGCAAGGCAUCCUGAUGCCUAACGGACCCCCGGAUCCGCUAGACGGCAAACCUGAUGACGAGAAGUUCGCGCUGGCUCGCACCUCUGUAGUCGUGGCCAUGAUCAUGCUGCUCAAAUCCCAUCUCAAGGCAGUCUAUAGCAUCACCGAAGAAAAAUGUUCCAAGUUUGUCGUAGGGAAGAAAAGCGCCGUCGGCGACCGACCGGCCACCAGACGGCACGAACAGCCCAUAUCCUGGGAUCGGUUGCCCUUCGCUAAAACACCUAUUUCAACCGCGCAGGACGCAGGUGUCCAGCGGACAAGGUUCCUAGAGAUAUGGAACGAGGAUGGAGUCGCAGCGGAACCGGACGACGACUUCUUUUGA
Punctularia strigosozonata HHB-11173 SS5 is the source of this 5988-nucleotide messenger RNA. RefSeq lists its product as uncharacterized. Gene Ontology annotation, cellular component: Scc2-Scc4 cohesin loading complex. The record is from RefSeq and is a predicted model, not a curated record. Gene Ontology annotation, molecular function: chromatin binding. Gene Ontology annotation, biological process: establishment of protein localization to chromatin; replication-born double-strand break repair via sister chromatid exchange; regulation of gene expression. The coding region runs from base 1 to 5988 and encodes 1995 amino acids. NCBI's taxonomy places the organism in Eukaryota, Fungi, Basidiomycota, Agaricomycetes, Corticiales, Punctulariaceae. The transcript has 27 exons.